This is a messenger RNA of Sitophilus oryzae (rice weevil), 793 nucleotides long. RefSeq lists its product as uncharacterized. The transcript has 3 exons. NCBI's taxonomy places the organism in Eukaryota, Metazoa, Arthropoda, Insecta, Coleoptera, Curculionidae. The record is from RefSeq and is a predicted model, not a curated record. The coding region runs from base 117 to 749 and encodes 210 amino acids.
CAGUUCGUUUUUGGCAUGUGUUUUUAUUUUUGGAUUUUUGGAAAAUUGGAGCGUACAAGCUAGGUAGAGAAAAGUUUUAUAUUUAAACAAUUUUCAAGUGCAACUCACCACUUAAAAUGUCUCAAGGUCCCAACAUCGUGAAAAUGAGGUUCCACCGGCCGAAAGCUCAAAUCGAACAAAAUCUUGAACCCUUAAAACAGAACAGAAAAAAAGUCGCUCAAAGAUUUUACUAUCAAAACCAUCCCGUAAAUAUAAGUCCUUUGGUUAACGAAAAUUCAAAAGCACCAGUGCACCAGCGAUUGGGUUUAAAGCAAACCAGAUUAAAACGCCUACCUUUGGGCACGAAUACGGCAUCACUCCUACCAAAAAGACGACAAAUACACAAAAAUCUACAAAAUGGUCCUAAUACAUACUUCAAUUUCAGAGGACGAAAACUGCAGCGUACUUAUUCCGCUCAAGCACGUCUUGAGAGAAUACGAAAUACGCAAUUUAAGAAACCAAAAAUUAAGCUGCGCAGAUUGAACACUGUUCCAAAAAAUCUCACGAUAGAAUUACAGAAUAAUAACUUUAGUCUAAGAAAUGUCGAGGAUGUUAAAAAGUUUAAAAUGAUGUUGGAUCCUAAAAUUCAAGCAGAAAUAAUUGAGAUCCAAAAUGAAAGUACAGGUAAUGAAAUUUUGGUAUUACCGACUUUACGCAUUCAACCUGUAACAACUGGAGUAUCGAUGCAUGAUCGAUUUACAAGUUUUUAGAAGAUGACUUAUAGUUUUACUGUCCAAGAAGAAUACCACUUUGG